AUUAGCGCCUCCCUCACCCCGCCCAGGCUGCCGACUUCUUUCACGACGACACUUCCUGCUCGUCUAUCUUAUUCUCCACGUUGUUGGUGGCCGUCAUGGGGCAGUUCAAUCAGGGCGGUUUCUUCAACUCCCCCCAGAGGCCCCAGACGCAGCCCGGCCGUCGCAACGUCUUCCUUCGUUUCGACGACGAUGACUUCGAUGAUUUCUUCGAUGACGACGACGACGAUUCCCUGGAAGACCUUUACGAAGACCUCUACGAUGAUGAUGCCCACGACCGCGCCCAGGCUCGCGCCGCCCUCACCCGCCUCAGGGCAUCCGGCGCCAUCACCGGCAACAGCUUCAGGAACAACAGGUUUAUCCCAAACAGGGGCUUCAGGAACAACAAUGGUUUCAGAACAUCAGGCUUUAACAACAAUGGCUUCAGAACUUCAAGCUUCAACAACAAUGGUUUCUCCAAUAGCUUCCCCUCCAAUUCCCGAUCCACUGGAUUCAACUCGAACAACAGAUUCGGCACCAACAACCGCGCUAGCACCUUCAACAACAACAACAACAACCGGUUCGCAUCAACCCCGACUAGAACCAACAGCUUUAACACCAACCGUUUCCCAAGCAACACCAACAGCCACUUCGGAGGCUCCAACACUUUCAACAGCGGCUUCGGGCGGCCCCUCUCCUCCUCCAACCCAUUCACCACCAAGAGGAGCAGCGGGUCCUCCUUCUCCAGCAGCGAGUCCCUCAACGCCAUCCCCGGCAGUAGCGACACCAAGAGCACCUCGUCCUCGCCGUUCAAGUCCUUCAACUCGAACCUCAACCGACUUGGAGGCAACGGCUACUUCUUCUCCAUGAAGACCCACGGCGCCGAGCCCGUCACUUACUUCAUUCGCUACGACGACUAGGGCGCAGACCUUCCCAAAGAGAGACAACUCCAUUUCUCAACAUGUGAUACAGUGGAAUAUACAUAUGUGUAUAAUUAAAGUCUAUAUACUUAACAUUAUUUUGCCUAAAACUAGGUUUUAGCUUUUAAUUAAUCUGUAUUUAUAACAAAUGUUUUAUCCAGGAAAGAGUAGCUCCUCCGGUUUUUGUAACUGAAAUUUUCCUCUAAAGCGAAACCACUUUCGAGUACAUCCCAUUAUGUUCCUUCUUUUCAGUAAGAACGAUCAUUUUAUUUGGGACAACGAAAAUAAUAAAUAUAUUGUACUAU
Messenger RNA from Penaeus chinensis, 1201 nucleotides. Its product is annotated as probable ATP-dependent RNA helicase ddx42. The transcript is spliced from 4 exons. The record is from RefSeq and is a predicted model, not a curated record. The coding region runs from base 96 to 896 and encodes 266 amino acids. Lineage: Eukaryota; Metazoa; Arthropoda; Malacostraca; Decapoda; Penaeidae.